Molecule: messenger RNA, 1840 nt
Organism: Ixodes scapularis (black-legged tick)
Lineage: Eukaryota; Metazoa; Arthropoda; Arachnida; Ixodida; Ixodidae
Product: protein AAR2 homolog
Exons: 5
Coding region: 162-1508 (448 amino acids)
Biological process (GO): spliceosomal tri-snRNP complex assembly
Source: RefSeq, a predicted model, not a curated record
GCGGCUCGCAGUAGCGCUAGCAUCUCGCCGUGCUCCCGUAACUAGUCGGCCUAUUCUUUCUUUUUUUUUCCUACCGAAUUUACAGUGAUAGUUCAGAGCUCAGAACACUGUGGGAUGGCGCACAAAAUGUCGGCGGAAGCGGAAUCGAGCCAAUUUCUAACAUGGAAGGCUUCUUUCGUUCCUCAACGCCUCGCAAAGAGGAAGAAACUCGGCGAUGCAUGCUACUGCAAGCUGCAUCUACGCCGUACAAGAAACUGCAUAUUUGGUGUAGGCGUGCUGUAACUCGCAAAAACAGUGAGCUUCCUAUGAUGUCGAGCUUGAGCAUGCUGGAGGAGUCUGAGGGCGGCGUGCCCGAGGUGGACGCCGAGGUACUGGCCAGCCUGCAGGCCCGGGGUGCCACCUUCGUGUUCCUGGACGUGCCGGCCGGCACCGAGUUCGGCAUGAACAUGUCCACACACACAGUGGGUGACAAUUUCCGUGGCGUCAAGCUCAUCCCCGCGGGCGUCCACUUCAUCCACUACAGCGCCGUCGGCCGCAGCGGCAACUCCGCUCCCCGGACGGGCUUCUUCCACCACUUCGCGCAAGGCGAGCUGCUCGUCAAGAGGUGGGACAAGGCGGCCGAGGACAUAUCCUCGGUGCCCAUUUCUGCGGAAGAAAAGGAGCGCAUCCGUGCCAACCUGACUGGCGACCUAGACAGGUACCUGGGGGUGUUCUCGUAUAGCGAGUGGUCUCGCUGGAUCUCGCUCAGCAAGCACAUCACGAGGGAGGUGGUGGCACGGCUGCAGCCCGAGAGCAAACUCAUCUGCUCGGCCACGCCGUUCGAGUCGCAACCCUUCUGCUCGCACCGAGGACGCCGGAAUUCGGAAGGACAUGCUGAUAGUGCUGCCAUAGACACGGAAGACAAGGAGGCGGACAUUGCCGCCAAGGCAGACAAGCUGGUCGAGCUGAAGGAACUGCCAGAAUUCAUGAUACGCUACACACCGUUCCCCAAGAGGCGGCACCCCAGCAACGCCACGCCUGCCGAGAUCACCAGGCAUGGCAUGGACUCGAGCUACGUCCUCGAAAGCCUGCUGUCCGCGUGGCCGCAUGAGCGCGACCUCCUCGGCGAGCUGCAGUUUGUCUUCGUUUGCUUCCUGGUGGGCCAUGUCUACCCAAGCUUUGAGCAGUGGCAGAGGCUGGUCAGUGCCUUCUGCACGAGCGCGGAGGCCGUCAACCGCCACCCGGACCUCUACUCGGAGCUGCUCUCAGUGCUCCACUUCCAGCUGCGGGAGGUGCCCACGGACUUCUUCGUCGACAUUGUGGCGCGCAAGAAUUUCGUGACAGAUGCCCUGAGCGCUCUGUUCCGGAAUGUUGCGGACUCGGACGAGCCGGAUGUAGGUCCGGCGUCUCUGAAGAAGAAGGCCUUCCGCUUCAAGACGAGCCUCGUUGAGCUGAUGGGCUGGAGCUUUGACGAAGAGGAGCCUGACGAAGAGCGUCCAGUCGUGGUGGAACUGGACGACGUAGACUGAGCUGGGUUGUGUCGCUACCAAACUGCCGGAGGUGUGGACGACGUUGGCGUAGGGUUGCUCAGACGUUUUGUACUCGUGUUUGGUGCAGGGACUGGUUUGGGUGUCUUGCCGAUUGUUGGAAAAGUGGGCCGUCAGACAACAACAUAGUCCAGCUAAGUCUUUUCUCUUCGGAUCGCUCUCCUUGCGACAGCUGAGCAAGUUUUGUUACGUAACACUCGACAAACCAUUCUGCAACGACAUGUAAGGGACCGUUCUUCGGCUUCCUCUGGGAAAAUGCUACCACGAGAAAAUGAACAGUUUGCAUGUUCCAUAAAAGUUUGGUGAGCACUACA